Messenger RNA from Cylas formicarius (sweet potato weevil), 2152 nucleotides. Its product is annotated as innexin inx3. The record is from RefSeq and is a predicted model, not a curated record. Lineage: Eukaryota; Metazoa; Arthropoda; Insecta; Coleoptera; Brentidae. The coding region runs from base 280 to 1455 and encodes 391 amino acids. Gene Ontology annotation, biological process: phototransduction. Gene Ontology annotation, molecular function: gap junction channel activity. Gene Ontology annotation, cellular component: plasma membrane; gap junction. The transcript has 7 exons.
CGCGCAGAAAUCGGCCUCUCAGCCAAAGUAGCGCGUACCGCAUCGCAGGCAAGAAAACAGCCGUCGUGGAACGACCGACAGAAAUGUCGUUAACACAGUGAAGUUUUUACCUGCCGCCGUCCACGGCCACCUACGCGACCCUCUUCCAUCCCCGUUGGGGUGCGUAAAUAAGUGCGAGUUAUCGCGAGUGGCGUCGUCAUCGUUACGUGAAUAACAGUGAAAUAGUUCGGAUUAAGUCUCUUCGUCGUAGAGAAAGCGCUAAAAAAGAAAUAAUUCAAUAUGACGGUGUUUGGUAUGGUAUCGGCCGUAGCGGGCUUUAUCAAAGUCCGCUACCUGGUCGACAAGGCUAUGAUCGACAACAUGGUGUUUCGCGCCCACUACCGCAUCACAUCCGCCAUUUUGUUUUUGUGCUGUAUCAUCGUCACCGCCAAUAAUCUCAUUGGCGAUCCCAUUCAGUGUAUCAACGACAGGGGCGUUCCCGGUCACGUGAUCAACACCUACUGCUGGAUCACUUACACGUUCACGUUGCCCCACGAGCACGGCAAGCACGUAGGCACCGAAGUGGCCCACCCCGGCCUAGGCAACGAGAACCAGGAGAGGCGGUACCACAGCUACUACCAGUGGGUGCCGUUUGUUCUGUUUCUGCAGGGUAUAUUUUUCUACGUGCCGCACUGGUUCUGGAAAAACUGGGAACAGGGGAAGAUCAGGAUGAUAUCGGAAGGACUGCGUGGUACUUUGGUGGGCGAGAAAGCGGAACGGGAGCACCGCCAGAACCGUUUGGUCCAGUACCUCGUGGAAACGAUGCACUUGCACAACACUUACGCGUUCGGUUACUUCGUCUGCGAAGCUUUGAAUUUCAUCAACGUGGUUGUCAACAUAUUCAUGACUGACAAAUUUUUGGGCGGGGCAUUCCUGAGUUACGGUACUGACGUCGUCCGGUUCUCAAACAUGAACCAAGAAAACCGAACCGAUCCCAUGGUGGCCGUUUUUCCGAGAGUGACCAAGUGCACUUUCCAUAAGUUCGGUCCUUCCGGUUCCAUUCAACGUCACGACGCUCUCUGCAUCUUGGCGCUGAACAUUCUCAACGAGAAAAUAUACAUUUUCUUAUGGUUCUGGUUCAUUAUACUUGCGGUACUGUCCGGCUUGGCGUUGGUGUAUUCGGCAGCGGUUAUCUUGAUGCCGUCCACGAGGGAAACGAUACUGAGACGACGGUUCCGUUUCGGUGCACCGAACGCCGUCGACACCAUCAUCAGGAAAACGCAGGUGGGCGAUUUUCUUUUGUUACACCUGCUCGGUCAAAACAUGAACAUGCAAAUCUUCGCGGAAAUUCUGGACGAGUUCGUGCGCAGGCUCAACUUCGGUAGCAACAGUAACCUACCUUCGGCGCCUAGCACGAUAGAGAUGACCCCGAUAUAUCCGGAGAUUGAGAAAUACGGAAAGGAGACGGAAACCUAACGGCACUCUAGGAGAGUUUCUUUUUUUUUUUUUAAUUUAAGAUUUCAUUUAUAUAGAAGUUCGGUAAGGUAAGCUUAAAACGAAGAGUGAUAAAAAAUAGGUUAGUAGCUCUCAUCUACUUAGAAAAAUUUAUGUGGUGUGCGUAUUAUUAGGAAACGUGUGAAUCUCUAAAACGUACAACUAUAUAGUUAAAUGAUUGAUGAUGAUUUGAAGAAAGAAAAUCCAUGAGCCAUGAAUAAAAGUUUAUUUUUUUAGACUGUAGAACUAUACAUAAUAUCUAAUUUUAUUUGUGAUUGUAGGUAUUGCUUCACGCUAACGUCUAGGGUUACUUUAUUCUUAAUAUAUUUUCGGUUUAUUGUUUUUUUUUUUAUGAGUGGGCGGGCAAUAGCCGCCCCCGAACAAAUUUCUCACGCAAGUCUUUCCGUUAACUUAAAGUGCAUUAUUAUUUCCCGGAUCUGGGAAGUUUUAGGUUUAGGUUGAUCGCAAUGCAGGGCAAGACUGGAGUUUUUUUUUUUGUUCACAAAUUAUGAAUAUAAAAAAUUAUAUUUACUUAAGAACGUUUAGCGGUAAGGGUGCGGAAAACAAAUAAAAUAUAAUAUGCGUAAGACAAUGUGCGUUUGAAUUAAAUACGCCCAUCAAUCAACAGAAGUUCUGCGAUUCGUUUAAUCAUUUCUGUAUAUAUAGGGUGAUCUAGUGA